This is a messenger RNA of Gilbertella persicaria, 1008 nucleotides long. Its product is annotated as RTC4-like domain-containing protein. The coding region runs from base 1 to 1008 and encodes 335 amino acids. The transcript has a single exon. NCBI's taxonomy places the organism in Eukaryota, Fungi, Mucoromycota, Mucoromycetes, Mucorales, Choanephoraceae. The record is from RefSeq and is a predicted model, not a curated record.
AUGCCAAGACGAUCGACUGCUGCUGACAACGAUCCAUUCCGUACUGAUCAUCCUAGCGACAAGAACAAGUUGACUUUACCUAAAAAGAUUGCCAAAACACCAGAGACACCAGUCCUGCUAAAACGCAUUGUCAAGACAGAUCUCAAACAGGAUGAGGAUGCCUAUUGUCCUUAUUGUGGCGAACGUUUUGCUCUUUUGACAGAACCAUUAAAAAAUGCCAUUCAAGCCAUCAAAGACAAAGACCGAGAAUACGAAAAGAAGCAAAACGAUGAAGUAGAAAAACAAAACGAAAAAAGCGUCUAUAGCUUACCCACCAAUUUGACCAUCAAGCGACGUGUUUCAUCCAUAGAUAAAGAUGCGUUUUGUAAACUACAUCGAUUGGAAUUAAAUAUUAAACCAGAAGGUCGUAAAAAGGGGUAUCCUAGAGAGAUUGAUUUUGAUAAGCUUGGAAAAAGGGUGAUGCGAUACAAGGAUGAAUUGGACUUGGUGAUUGCUGACAAGCUACCUAGUGACUAUCGUACACUGGCUGAAGAUUCUUAUCGAGAGAUGGGUUCCAAUAAAGCCCGAAGUACCAUGGGUGUCAUGACUCGUUUUGAAGCUACUUUGCCUGGUUAUUACGGUCCUAAGGGGGCUGCUGUCAUUUUGGAUGUCUUGACAGAACAUUAUCUCAAGUCAGGCUAUUUAGCUCAACACUUAGUUUCACCUCAGAUGCCCUUGGAAUUUCUUCAACAAGUGCUUGUACCCGAAGUUGGAUUUCGAUUGAUCCAGAGCGACAUGCUAAAUCAAAAAGGUGUUGUCGAAAAUGCGCGCGAAAAGGCCAAGCAAAUCAUGGAUCAAAGUCGAGAAUAUGGCAAUUAUAUGUUUCCUGUCAAAGAUCAAGAUAUAGAAUCACACGAUAUAGAAUCCUAUCCAUCAACCUCCAUUUUAGACUCUGAAGAAGACUCUGAAACAGAAGAAAUUCAUAGCGUAGGAGAUACAAAAGAUGAACAACUCUAUGAUAGUGAGUAG